Messenger RNA from Gavia stellata (red-throated loon), 948 nucleotides. RefSeq names its product olfactory receptor 5AS1-like. NCBI's taxonomy places the organism in Eukaryota, Metazoa, Chordata, Aves, Gaviiformes, Gaviidae. Gene Ontology annotation, molecular function: G protein-coupled receptor activity; olfactory receptor activity; odorant binding. The transcript has a single exon. Gene Ontology annotation, cellular component: membrane. Bases 1 to 948 code for a protein of 315 amino acids. Gene Ontology annotation, biological process: sensory perception of smell; G protein-coupled receptor signaling pathway. The record is from RefSeq and is a predicted model, not a curated record.
AUGCCUGAAGAAAACUGCACUGCACUGACCAAGUUCAUUCUCUUGGGUUUCACUGACCGUCUGGAGGUGGAGAUACCUUUGUUUGGGCUCUUCCUACUCAUCUAUGCCACCAUUUUGGUGGGGAACGUUGGCCUCAUUGUGCUCAUCCAGCUCAAUGCCUGCCUUCAUACCCCCAUGUACUAUUUCCUAAGCAAUUUAUCUUUCUUAGACCUUAGCUGUUCAUCUGCCAUUGUUCCCAAGAUGCUGGUGAAUCUGUUAGCACAGGAGAAGACCAUUUCUUUAAUUGGCUGUGCAACACAGAUGUUUCUCUUUGCUGCCUUUGCUGAUGCAGAGUGCCUCAUUUUGGCUGCGAUGGCCUAUGACCGCUACAUGGCCAUAUGUCAUCCUCUUCUCUACACCGUCAUCAUGUUCCGCAGGGUCUGCACCUCCAUGGUAGCUGGGGCUUAUCUCAGCGGGGGUCUGACCUCGCUGGUGCACACAUCUUUCACGUUCACACUGUCAUUCUGUGGCUCCAAUGUGAUCAACCAUUUCUUCUGCGACAUUCCCCCACUGCUGGAGCUCUCCUGCUCCAAUACGCAUAUGAACGAGGUCCUCCUCUUCACCCUGUGUGGCUUUAUACAAACCAGCACCUUCCUGACCAUUGUUGUCUCCUACGCCUGCAUCCUCAGCACCACCCUCCGGAUCCGUGCGGCAGAUAGUAGGCACAAAGCCUUCUACACCUGCAGCUCCCAUCUGACGGCCGUCGGGUUAUUCUAUGGCUCCCUCCUCUUCACACAUUUACGGCCCAGCUCCAGCUACUCGCUGGACACAGACAAAGUGAUCUCUGCAUUUCAUACUGUUGUCUUUCCCAUGCUGAACCCCCUGAUUUACAGCCUGAGGAACAAAGAGGUGAAGGAUGCCCUAAAGAGAACAGUAGAGAGAAGAGUGUUUUCUCAGCGAUUUUCUUAG